This is a messenger RNA of Pezoporus flaviventris, 1952 nucleotides long. It is a transcript of the gene PNOC, whose product is annotated as prepronociceptin. The transcript has 3 exons. The record is from RefSeq and is a predicted model, not a curated record. Gene Ontology annotation, molecular function: opioid receptor binding. The coding region runs from base 273 to 866 and encodes 197 amino acids. Gene Ontology annotation, cellular component: dendrite; plasma membrane; neuronal cell body. NCBI's taxonomy places the organism in Eukaryota, Metazoa, Chordata, Aves, Psittaciformes, Psittacidae. Gene Ontology annotation, biological process: sensory perception; neuropeptide signaling pathway; chemical synaptic transmission.
CCCCGUCCGGGACACGUGCCAUGAGACAGGCUGGAAGAAAUUAAGCUGGGACACACGGGAUCUGUUUUUGAGAAUGAGGAGGCACCGGGGCUCCUUUCCUGAAAGUGUAAUUCUGUCAGGGAGACCGGGAACACGCGUGCCUGGGCUGGGGUGAGGGAGGACGGGCUGAGAACGGGCACUUCUCGGUGCAGGUGCAGGGCUCGGUGGUGCCGGUGCUGUCCUGGCUUCACGGGUUUUCCCUCUCCCGCGCCGCAGCCGCUGCCGGUGCCGCCAUGAGGGCUGUGCUCUGGGACCUGCUGCUGCUCUGCCUCUUCGCCCGGGCCCGGGGCGACUGCCGGGGGGACUGCCUGCACUGCGACCGCCACCUCUACCGGGACAGCUUCGACGUCCUCGUCUGCAUCCUGGAGUGUGAAGGCGAAGCUGUGCCACGGGCCACUUGGGAGCUGUGUGCCGCUGCCGCUGGCCGACCCGCCCCACGGCCCCGCGACCUCCAGGACGCUGGCGAUCCCUGGCAUGACGCGGUGGCAGCUGUGCCGGUGAGCCCGCUGCAGGUAAGCGAGCUGCUGCGGCGACGGGAGGCCGAAGAUGAAGGUGUCGAAGAGGAGCCGGGAGCCUUCCUGCAGCCACCCGAGGACAUUUCCCGACGACUCGGCAGUUUCCCACGUGGGACACGUGGCUCGUGGCCGGCACCGAUGGCCAGGGGGGUGCAGAAGCGGUACGGGGGCUUCAUCGGGGUCCGCAAGUCGGCAAGGAAGUGGAACAACCAGAAGAGGUUUAGCGAGUUCCUGAAGCAGUACCUCGGCAUGUCACCCCGCUCCAGUGAGUACGACAUUGCCGGCGGCAUCAGCGAGCACAACGAGAUCUAAUGGAGACCCGCGCUGCCCGGCUAGCGUUCCGGCACCGCAUCCCAGCACCUUCCGCCAGGCACAGGCAAAACUAACCCUGCUCCUGUCCACCCCAGCAGCCUCCAUCCUCCCUCUGACGGACCCCAAAGCGCUUCAGACUCGCAUGCGGGCAGAAAAAAUCACUUUGCUCUUCACUCACUAAAGCCAGAUUUAAGCCGGAACCUGACGAAUUUCGGCCUCCACCGGUGACGGGAGUGAGAUGCCAUGGGGAGGGCGGGAGAAGAGCACGGGGGAGCGGGUGGGAAUUUGAGCAAAAUAAGGAAAAAAGGUGAAUUUUGAAAAAAAAAAAAAAAAUCAGAUUUUGGGUUGUUUUCUUUUUGCGUUGGCCACUGUCAAAAAGCCACCCUGGAUCCAGUGAAAAUCACCCCAUCUCACACUCCUGGUGCCUUCCCAGCAGUAGUUGGCAUUCCCUAGUUGGGGCUUACUGCUUUCCACAGGGUUUCAACUUUUCGGAUGGGGGAUGCCAAGGGGUCACGUCCCAUUGGGCUCCACGCUCGCACAUCCAACCUGAUGGCUACCACAGCAGUGACCAGCUCCAAACCCUGCACCCAGAAAACACCUGUCAAAGUCUGAUUAUUUUCAUUUUUCCCCAUUUUUUUUAUUUCCCCCCAUUUUUAAAGGUGUUUUCCUUGCUUUUUAAAGCCUCUGGGGUUGACUUCUUUGCUCAGCACCACCAACCGUGCGCGUGCCCUCCUCAUGUCUCCCCCUUGGCAUGCAUCAUGUCCCAGUCCCCGUGCCAGGAUGCGUUUUUUCCGUGUCGCUCCUAGGAGAAUCAUCAGAGCCAAUCGGUUCUCCUGCCUAAUUUGCCCCCCCCCCAAAACCAAAAUAAGACAAUAAAAGCAUAUCCUGGGAAUGACUUCGCUCAGGUCUCACCCACAGCGCUGCCCUUCACUGUUUGUACGAAACAAAUAGAAUAUAAUAAUCCCUAUGGAAAAGAAAAAAAAAAUCCUAAGAUCUUGUUCUUUUUAAUUGUUUCAUACAAAGAUUUCUCCAUUAAACUUGUACAUAGCAAAAGGAUUAAUAAAUCAGUUUACUGUUUCUACGAUA